This is a messenger RNA of Dreissena polymorpha, 1926 nucleotides long. Its product is annotated as stromelysin-1-like. Lineage: Eukaryota; Metazoa; Mollusca; Bivalvia; Myida; Dreissenidae. Bases 5 to 1546 code for a protein of 513 amino acids. Gene Ontology annotation, cellular component: extracellular matrix. Gene Ontology annotation, molecular function: zinc ion binding; metalloendopeptidase activity. The record is from RefSeq and is a predicted model, not a curated record. The transcript has 12 exons. Gene Ontology annotation, biological process: proteolysis.
GUGCAUGUAUGCGGGAAUAUUUGGAAUAACGCAUGACAGUGAAAUUGCAAAUAAUAACUUUCAUUUCGAGCGCCGUUCGCGUAAUCAACUUAAAGUUUCUAGCGAGGAGCGAGAGUAUAUAAAUCAGCGAAAAAGGCUGGAAUUACGCUGGGGAUUUGACGUCGACGAAUAUUUGGAAAAAUACGGGUAUCUACGGACUAUACCGAGAGAGAUUUCAAACAGAAAGAUCCAGGUCCACUCGAAGCUAGACCGCAAACAUGCCAUCAGGCUAUAUCAAGAGUUCUUUGGUCUCAAAUCGACUGGGGGAUUAAAUAAAAAGACGGUUAAAGUAAUGAAAGAACCGCGCUGUGCAUUUCCGGACCAGAGAGAGGAUGAUCCAUACUCCCCUGUUAGAAAUUUCCAUUUUUACAGAUAUUACCCAAGAUGGCGGCGGUCUAUAUUAACCUGGAGAGUCAGUAAAUACACAAAAAAGAUAUCGCCAUUAGGUCUAUGGAAGACGUUGAAGAAGGCUUUCAACACCUGGUCCUCGGUCACAGGGCUGCGCUUCCUGUACACGAGACAGACGCCCGACAUCCAGAUCGACUUCGAGCACGGAAACCAUGGUGACGGUGCGGGUCUGGCCUUUGAUGACAAAGGAGGGGUCGUCGGUCACGCGUUCGGGCCCGGUACGUACACGAUAUCCGCUGACAUUCACCUGGACACUGACGAAGACUGGACCCUAGACGUGGACCCUAAAUCAGGCGUCAACCUUCUGGGGGUGGCCAUUCAUGAAAUAGGACACGCCCUAGGUUUGGUACAUUCCCGGGACCCUCGCUCUGUCAUGUAUCCCGCAUUUGUGAGGACAAACCUCGAUCUUAGUCAGGAGGACAUAGAAAACGCGCAGAUCUUGUACGGGCCUAACCCCGAGGUAAAGGACCCUCCAUUACCCGCCAAGGAGCUCACAACGGUCGCCCCAAAGGCGUGUGAAAUCAACAUGGAUGAUAUCGAGCUGGGUCCGGACGGUUACACGUAUAUCUUCCGCAAGUCGCACUUGACACAGAUAGACCAACGCGGCAAACUGGUGCGUACGCCAAAGAAAGUGAAAAUUACGGACAUCUACAAGAACGGCCCGCCGGAAGUAGAUGCAGUGGCGUUCCUGGAGGAACGGAAACAGACGUACAUGUUUUAUAACAACACAAUAUGGCGGUAUACAAACUUUGACCUGGACUUCGGUUACCCUAAAGCAUUCAAAGGCUUACCGGAAGUUCCCCGAUGCGCCACCUUCAUCCGGGACAAGUAUGGAAUCACACGACUCUUUCUGUUUGGGGUUGACCUUUUCUGGGAGUGGAGCACGGUAAAGGAUGUUGUCCGGGCGGGGUAUCCCCUCCAAAUUUCGGAGUAUUUCCAUGGACUACAUAAGUCACCAGAGGGUUCUUUACGGUGGAAAGAUGGCUACAUUUAUUUUUUCAAGAAAGACAAGGUGUUUAAGGUACAUCCGAACGAUUACAGUGUCCUAAACACAUAUCCGAAACCGAUGCCACCCGAAUGGAUGUUGGAUAUAUGUUAAAGUAAAUGUAGCGCUCAUUUCCUCUUCAAGUUGAACAAUGACAUUCUCCGUUUAAUGAAACUGUGCGCCUUAUGCAUCAAUUCUUGAGGUUCGACAAUCGAAAAACUAUUUUACACAAUCUUAGAUAUAAUGACAGUGGACUAUUUGUGUUGUGGAGAUCUCGGGAAUAUUGUUAAAAUAUAUUUUAAAUGGCGUACAUAUAUAUGUAGAGAUUAUUACGUUUGUAUUAUACACUUCUUUUAUAUUUUUUGUUUAUGUUUACCUUGUAUAAUUAUCAUACCAUAAACAUCCAUUCAUUUAAGAUUGUAUUUAUCCAUGCUUUAAUAGUUUACAACAUUUACCAUGAAUAUUCUUUUUUAAUAAAACGAGUGCCUCCUUUA